Messenger RNA from Arabidopsis thaliana (thale cress), 2060 nucleotides. RefSeq names its product Pectin lyase-like superfamily protein. Gene Ontology annotation, molecular function: polygalacturonase activity. The record is from RefSeq and is marked reviewed. Gene Ontology annotation, biological process: carbohydrate metabolic process. NCBI's taxonomy places the organism in Eukaryota, Viridiplantae, Streptophyta, Magnoliopsida, Brassicales, Brassicaceae. Bases 94 to 1272 code for a protein of 392 amino acids. The transcript has 4 exons.
CUUCAACAAAAAAACAAAACAUAAAUACUUUACAAAAUCCAAAAUCUACAAAGAUCUAUUACUCUUUCUCUUUGUAAUUAAGAAACAUUAAACAUGGAUAAUAAUAAGCUUGUAGCUGUUUUGCUGAUGUUCUUUUCAAGUUUCUUGCUGAUGAAAUCAUCAACGGCUGCUUCCAACUACAAUGUUGUCAGCUUCGGUGCUAAACCGGACGGUCGAACCGACUCCACUAAAGCCUUCCUUGGCGCGUGGCAAGCAGCUUGCCGUUCAGCUGCAGCGGUUACUGUAACGGUCCCGAGAGGAAGCUUCUUGCUCAAACCGGUGGAGUUUCGAGGUCCAUGCCGCAGUAGAAUAACGUUUCAGAUCUAUGGAACGAUUGUAGCUCCUUCGGAUUACCGCGGUUUGGGAAAUUCCGGUUAUUGGAUCUUGUUCGUGAAAGUUAACCGGAUCUCAAUCAUUGGAGGAACUUUAGAUGCUAGAGGUGCUUCUUUUUGGGCUUGUCGAAAAUCCGGAAAGAGUUGCCCUGUUGGCGCCAGAUCAAUGACGUUUAACUGGGCAAACGACGUCGUAGUUAGUGGCUUAACGUCUAUAAACAGUCAAACAACACAUUUAGUGAUAAACAGCUGCAACAAUGUAAUUGUCCGGAAAGUAAAGCUAGUGGCUCCAGACCAAAGUCCGAACACAGAUGGCCUCCACGUCCAAGGUUCUGCUGGUGUUACCGUAACCGAUGGCACUUUUCAUACCGGAGAUGAUUGUAUCUCUAUUGGUCCAGGAACUCGUAACCUCUACAUGUCUAAACUCAAUUGCGGUCCAGGCCAUGGAAUCAGUAUUGGGAGUUUAGGGAGAGAUGCAAAUGAAGCUGGAGUAGAGAACAUAACGUUGAUAAACUCUGUUUUUUCGGGCUCGGAUAAUGGUGUUCGGAUCAAGACAUGGGCUAGACAAAGUACAGGUUUUGUAAGAAACGUUUUGUUCCAGAAUCUGAUCAUGAAAAAUGUUCAGAAUCCGAUCAUUGUCGAUCAAAAUUACUGCCCUAGUAAUCAAGGUUGUCCUAAACAGGGUUCUGGAGUGAAGAUUAGUCAGGUUGUGUAUAGAAACAUUCAAGGGACGUCGCGGACGCAACAGGCUUUAACGUUUGAUUGCAGUCGCAGUAAUCCGUGCCAAGCGAUUAGAUUGCAUGAUAUUAAGCUAACGUUUAACGGUCGGUCCGCUACUUCGACUUGUAAGAAUAUUAAAGGAGUUAAGGCUGGUGUAGUGAUGCCUCAAGGUUGUCUUUGAUAUAUAAUUCAUGGAAUUUGAAGUGUGUUUAGAUGACAUUACACCGUCAUGGACGCAGAGUAUUUUUUGCCUUCUGUGAUCGAGUUAUUUUGUUUUGCGUCUUCAUCCAUAUAUAUCUUGAAACUUCAGUUUGUACCCUUUUUCGUACAAAAUAUAUUUGGACCUAUUAAAGAUUCAAGUCAAACAUUCGUUUGAUAUUUUUUUUAUUAAUGUAAAGCGUAUUUGAAUCAAAAAUCAAAAUGUUUGUCCCAAGUUCAGCUAGGUAUAGAGAGAUCAAUGUAUAGUUAUACUCUAAAAAAUAUUGAAUGUAAAAAGUAUGAAUACAAACAAGUGAGCAUGGACAAUUUACAGUUUUAAGUAGGUUGGUAAAUUUACUCAAAAUAAAUACACUGAGCUUUUUUUUUUUGAAGUCAACGUUUGUUGUGGUUAUUCCGGCUCUCCUCUACAGUUGACGAGUUACUGUUUUUCUUCCCACUCUGCGACUUGUAUGAGCUUGAAGAAUCUCCAUCGUUCUUCUUGUGAGACUUAGAACUGGAGUCUCCUUCGCUCUUCUUGUGAGACUUAGAGCUCGAAUCUCCAUCGCUCUUCUUGUGAGACUUAGAGCUUGAAUCUCCAUCGUUCUUCUUGUGAGACUUGGAGCUCGAAUCUCCAUCGUUCUUCUUGUGAGACUUGGAGCUCGAAUCUCCAUCGCCCUUCUUCUGAGACUUGGAGUUGGUGUCUCCAUCGCUCUUCUUCUGUGACUUGGAGCAGGAGUCUCCAUCACUCUUCUUCGAAGACUUGGAGUUGGA